Molecule: messenger RNA, 2388 nt
Organism: Symbiodinium natans
Lineage: Eukaryota; Dinophyceae; Suessiales; Symbiodiniaceae
Source: the annotation of a GenBank genome assembly
AUGAUCCAGGCAAUCCCAGCACCCCCUCUUCUUGAAGGCGUUCCUUUCGCUGCCGCAAAAAGGGAGGCCAGGGAGGCUGCCAGGGAGGCUGCCAGGGAGGCCGCCAGGGAGGCCGCCAGGGAGGCUCAGGAAGCGGCGACCAAGCUGAGUCGGAGCUCCAGCUGCGAAACUUCCGAAACCUGUCUUCCAAGUGAGGCUGGAGCAUCUGGGCGAUCUGGGAGCCAGGUGACAGCUCAAAGCGGGAGGACCUCGGAAAGCGGCGAAAGCGGUAGGAGUAGAAAGAAUAGAAAGAAGGUGGGCCUGAGGUACUACACCCGCGAAGGAAAGCAGCGGCUGCUCUCGCGAGCAAAGGCUGUCUUCUGCCGCAGCUGGACUUUCUCAGUGUCCGCUCUGGCUGGAGCAGCCGGCUCGCUCAUUGUCCUGGUCGGGCUACUUGACCUGCUGGUGCUGUCCUCUGCGGUGCAGGGCAUGUGCGUCGUCUCCGGCUUCGAAUAUCCAGAUGGGUAUCCAGAUCAAGAGAGAGGGCCCAACAACACUUUCUCGCUGCACCCUUGCCCGACAACGCCGAGCUGCCUUUUUCAGGUUGAUGUGCAGCUGGAUGACGGGAUGCGACGGGUGCGUUUCUUCCAGCCGCCCUUUGAGAUCCCCUCGCAUGCUACACCUGGCAGGGCUUACGAGCCUGAGCCGCUUCCUGGUGGAUUGGCUUGCUGCCCCUUCACCCCAGCAGACUGCUGUUCCUGGUAUGACCCGGCCCAGCGCCGCUUCUGCGACUCGACGGAGUGCCGCUUUUCGGCCUCCCAAGGCUCCGAAGGCUCCGAAGGCUCCGAAGGCUCCGCGUCCUCCGCGUCCUCCGCGGCCUGGCCCUGCUUCCUCCGCGAAUUCGCACCUCCGCCGGCCAGCAGCGACCACUUCCUCGAGCAGGCCCAGCUCGACGGGGCGCAUUUGGAGGUGGGAAGCAAGUGGCGCUCGGCGCUUCUGGUGUUGGAAGGCUUCUUGGUUGCCCUGGCUGGGCUGGGAUUGUAUCUGUGCCUGAGACCGGAGGUCCGCAGGAGGCUGGAUGCGUUUCUGCAGUUCCUCCUCCGAGGCUGCGAGCACCGGGCUAACGGACUGCUGCUUCGGUUUGUGAAGUGCCUCCCAAGCUUCCUGCUGAGUGAGGGGAUGGAGGUGCUGCUCAUCCAGGAUGCUGCGGUCGUGCCUUUGCAGCGAGCUGCCCGGCGCUGGCUCGCCCGGAGGCGCCCGAUCACCUCGAUGUCCGAAGCUGUGGAGCUGGCCAUGGUGCGGAGGAGCAGCGUCAUGGCCUACCGAGAAGCCUUGCAAGAUGGGACUUCGUGGAGAUCCUCCGGGUCUCAUCCGUCCCAGCCCUCGGAGCUUUCCGCGACCGGGCCGCAGGCGCUGGUCUCGAAGAGGCCUCCGCAGAUGGCCCGGAACAGGAGGCUGCUUUUGGACAGUGGGAGCCUCCAAGACUUUCGGCGUUUUGUCCGUGUGCGGGUCGCCAGUCGGCCUUGGGAGCGGCUGCGGCUGGAGGUGGUUCUGGAGAUGGGAGCGCCAUCGCUGGGCGUUGUUGCCAGCGUCAGCCGCCGCGACAGCCCCCCAGCGGUCUGCCGUGUGGCACCUUGCGGGCCCGCAGAGGCUUUUGGCGUGAGGCGCGGUUUCCUCAUCCUCAUGGUCGGGCGCCUGGAGUGGCCGAACUUCCCAGCACAGGAGAUGAUCGAGGAGCUUACUAGCAGCCGGCGGCCCCUCUGCCUUGUCCUGCAGGCUCCCCCGGACUUCAAAGAGAAGCUUCGAAAGGAUGCUGGCGCGGAGGUACCGCCGCCGCCACCGCCACCUGCACUGCCCCCCUUGCCCCCAAUGCCGCCGCUGCCUCUGCAGGCCACCAUGUUGCCUCGUGAGGCACCACCAAGCCCCUGUGAGCCGCCACCGCUUCUUCAGCCAGGUGCUGUCCAGGACGUGCCCUACAGGUGCGAGGGGAGGAGCGAGCGCCGCUUCCCCGAGCCACGCAGGCCUCGGCCGAAGAGCGCCAACGCCUCCUCAAUCAGGCUGCUGGAGCAACGGCGGAUGGAAGAGGUGCAUGGAGAGCGGCAGGCAGUGGGUGUUACGAAUCGGCCAAGUGCGGUUCCUUCGGCCCGGCUCCAUCAAGGUUGCGCUGGUGUUCGUCCGGGAGAGCGUGGUGCAACGAGUCGCGUAAGGCCAUCUUCAGCGAUGCCCUUGGGCCGGCCAUGCAGAGGUGUGCCAGUCGCGCCCGCCGGCACUGCGAAACCCAGGCCUGCCUCAGCUUCCGCGUGCAGGUAUGGAGGUGUGGUGGAAGCCUUCCCGCAGAAUAGGCUUCAGAAGCCUGCGAGGCCUGUCUCGGCGCCGAGACACGCGCGCAGAAGCUCUGCGCGGCAUUGA